Messenger RNA from Neltuma alba, 1538 nucleotides. RefSeq lists its product as uncharacterized. Bases 87 to 1274 code for a protein of 395 amino acids. The transcript has 6 exons. Gene Ontology annotation, molecular function: protein binding; adenyl-nucleotide exchange factor activity. The record is from RefSeq and is a predicted model, not a curated record. NCBI's taxonomy places the organism in Eukaryota, Viridiplantae, Streptophyta, Magnoliopsida, Fabales, Fabaceae. Gene Ontology annotation, cellular component: endoplasmic reticulum.
CUUAUUCAUUCCUUUCUAGAUUUCAAGUAUCGUUGCUUGCUUCUGAUCAAGGUAUUUGGCGAUUUUCUUUUACAAUUAACCUAGACAUGGCCAAAGACGGACCCAACUGGGAAGGGUUGCUCAAAUGGAGUCUCGCUCAUUCUGAUGGAACUCGACCUACUGGCAAUUUAAGUGAGGAGGACCGAAGAUGGUUUAUGGAAGCGAUGCAAGCGCAGACUGUUGAUGUCAUAAAACGUAUGAAAGAGAUUACUCUUGUUAUGAAAACUCCAGAGCAAGAAUUGGAGGCUCAAGGAGUUACCCCUGCUGAAAUUGAAGAUAUGCUGGAUGAGUUGCAAGAACAUGUGGAAUCCAUAGACAUGGCAAAUGAUCUUGACUCUAUUGGUGGUUUGGUUCCUCUUCUUGGCUACCUUAAGAACCCUCAUGCAAAUAUUCGAGCAAAGGCUGCAGAUGUUGUGACCACAAUAGUCCAGAAUAACCCACAAAGUCAGGAGCGGGUUAUGAAAGCAAAUGGUUUUGAACCUCUUAUUGCUAAUUUGAGUUCAGAUCCUGAUGUUAAGGUUCGAACUAAGGCACUUGGUGCAAUAUCUUCAUUGAUUCAUCACAACAAAAAAGGAAUCACUGCAUUUCGGCUUGCAAAUGGUUAUGCGUCCUUAAAAGAAGCCUUAUCCUCUGAAAAUGUGAGGUUUCAAAGGAAAGCUCUGAACUUGAUCCAUUACCUGUUGCAUGAGAAUAGUUCAGACCGCAGCAUACUGCAAGAACUAGGAUUUCCUCGUCUGAUGAUACACCUUGCCUCCAGCGAAGAUGCAGAUGUCAGAGAAGCUGCUCUUCGAGGCCUUCUUGAGCUGGCUCGCAAUGAGAAAGACGGUGCCCCUAGCAUACUAGGGGAAGAUGAUGAUAAAAUGAAGCAACUUCUUCAAGAACGGAUAAAUGGUAUUGGUUCAAUGUCAGCCGAGGACCUUGGGGCAGCCAGGGAAGAAAGGCAUCUUGUGGACUCUCUGUGGCGUACGUGCUUUAACGAGCCAUCUUCACUUGGAGAGAAAGGUCUUCUUGUUCUUCCCGGAGAAGAUGCACCCCCACCAGAUGUUGCUAGCCAACAUUUUGAGCCUCCUCUUAGGGCCUGGGCUGCAAAUCCAAAUUUGACUAAAGACUCUGGUAGUGAGAAGAGUAAGGCCCCUUUGCUUUUAGGGCCAGGACCUUCACCUACUCCCCCCAAUGAUCGAGACAGCUCAAGUAGAGGACCGGACGCCAAUGCCCAGAGAGAUCCUCCUCAAUAAAAAUGUUAACUCGUUUUGUCAGUUUUUGUGUUUCUGGCUCGCUGUGUGGGUACUCUUACACUAUCCUACAGUGAACAUGUAAUCUUUCUUUCCUUCAUUCCGUAGGUUGGUUUUUCUUCGAAUUUUCUAGAAUGAUUGCGCGAUGUAUCUCUAAUAUUUGCCUUCCAUUAAUACGUAUAGUUUUAAGCUUCACGGGAAGGAAUUUGCUUGAAGUCUUGAUUUUGAGUUGUAAACGCAUAGCCCCGAUAAAUUAACCUGGGAAAA